UGACGGUUUCAAGGGGAAUCGCAUCACCUAUAUAAACAAACUCCGCUACACACCCGCUCUUCAUUCCUCCAUCCUCACCUGAUUUUAGACAUCAAACUUGUUCCCCCCACCCAAUCUCAUCUCCACUUUCUUUGUUAGUGUUAGAGACACCAGAGGCUACGUAGCUUGCACGAAGAUUUUUACAAAGCCAAAAAAAAAAAUGGUGAAGAUUUGCUGCAUUGGAGCUGGAUACGUCGGCGGUCCAACCAUGGCCGUCAUUGCACUAAAAUGCCCAUCCGUCGAAGUAGCCGUCGUCGACAUCUCCGUCCCGAGGAUCACCGCCUGGAACAGCGACCAGCUCCCCAUCUACGAGCCCGGCCUCGACGACGUCGUCAAACAGUGCCGCGGAAAGAACCUUUUCUUCAGCACCGACGUCGAGAAACACGUCAGAGAAGCCGACAUCGUCUUCGUCUCCGUCAACACCCCCACCAAGACACGCGGUCUCGGAGCUGGCAAAGCCGCGGACUUGACUUACUGGGAGAGCGCUGCUCGCAUGAUCGCCGACGUCUCGGUGUCAGACAAGAUCGUCGUGGAGAAAUCCACAGUCCCCGUUAAAACCGCGGAGGCCAUCGAGAAGAUCCUCACGCACAACAGCAAAGGGAUCAAGUUCCAGAUCCUCUCCAACCCUGAGUUCCUCGCCGAAGGAACAGCCAUCGAGGACCUCUUCAAACCGGACCGUGUCCUCAUCGGUGGUCGCGAGACUCCCGAAGGGUUCGCAGCUGUCAAAGCCUUGAAAGACGUUUACUCCCAGUGGGUCCCCGAGGAGAGGAUCCUCACCACCAAUCUCUGGUCGGCCGAGCUCUCCAAGCUCGCGGCUAACGCCUUCUUGGCUCAGAGGAUCUCGUCGGUUAACGCGAUGUCCGCUCUAUGCGAAGCGACGGGGGCCAAUGUAACAGAGGUCUCUUACGCCGUGGGUAAAGACUCUCGUAUCGGUCCCAAGUUCUUGAACUCGAGCGUAGGCUUCGGAGGGUCAUGUUUCCAGAAGGAUAUUCUCAACUUGGUGUACAUCUGCGAGUGCAACGGCUUGCCCGAAGUCGCGGAGUACUGGAAACAAGUGAUCAAGAUCAACGACUACCAGAAAACAAGAUUCGUCAACCGCAUCGUCUCCUCCAUGUUCAACACGGUCUCCAACAAAAAGAUCGCGGUCCUCGGUUUCGCCUUCAAGAAAGACACGGGGGACACGAGGGAGACCCCGGCCAUCGAUGUCUGCAAGGGUCUGAUAGGGGACAAGGCUCGCAUCAGCAUCUACGACCCGCAGGUCACGGAAGAGCAGAUCCAGAGAGACUUGACCAUGAACAAAUUCGACUGGGACCACCCGCUUCACCUCCAGCCGAUGAGCCCCAACACCACCGUGAAGCAAGUCUCGGUGGCUUGGGACGCGUACGCCGCGACCAAAGACGCGCACGGUAUCUGCAUUUUGACCGAGUGGGAAGAGUUCAAGAAACUGGACUACGAGAAGAUCUUUGAGAACAUGCAGAAACCGGCGUUUGUUUUUGAUGGGAGGAACGUGGUGGAUGCUGAGAAGCUGAGGAAGAUUGGGUUUAUUGUUUACUCUAUUGGUAAGCCGUUGGACCAGUGGCUCAAGGACAUGCCUGCUCUUGCCUAAAAAAAACCAAACAAGCAAACAAACCUUCUUCUUUUUAGCAUUUUGAUUUCAUGUUUUCCCCGAAUUAUCAUCAUAUACUUUGUCCUUUUUACUAUGUUUUGGAUCAAUAAUUGUCGUUUUUGUUUUUUUUAGUAUGAAAGUCCAAAAAAAGAUGUUUAGGUUUGUUUGUUUCUUUUUAGGUAACUAUGUACCUUUUGGAUUAUAUCAAAUAUUGUAAGCUUUUCAAGUGUUA
Raphanus sativus (radish) is the source of this 1877-nucleotide messenger RNA. Its product is annotated as UDP-glucose 6-dehydrogenase 3. Gene Ontology annotation, cellular component: nucleus; cytosol. Gene Ontology annotation, biological process: glycosaminoglycan biosynthetic process. NCBI's taxonomy places the organism in Eukaryota, Viridiplantae, Streptophyta, Magnoliopsida, Brassicales, Brassicaceae. The coding region runs from base 200 to 1645 and encodes 481 amino acids. The record is from RefSeq and is a predicted model, not a curated record. The transcript is spliced from 2 exons. Gene Ontology annotation, molecular function: UDP-glucose 6-dehydrogenase activity; NAD binding.